Molecule: messenger RNA, 954 nt
Organism: Naegleria gruberi
Lineage: Eukaryota; Heterolobosea; Eutetramitea; Acrasida; Naegleriidae
Exons: 1
Coding region: 1-954 (317 amino acids)
Source: RefSeq, a predicted model, not a curated record
AUGGUCAAUUCUCAUAGUUAUCCAUUUCGGUGCGAAGAUGGAGAAGGUAAAUUCAUAGAAUUACAUUUAUCAUUCUCCGAACCCGAACAUCUAAUUACUCUGUCUUGUACCUACAAUUAUCACAAGUAUUUGUUUACUGAAGAAACAUCAUCUGUAAUUCAUUUUAAAUACUACAAAACAUGUUUGAUGAACAAUGCCAUUGAUUGCAAGGUUUCUGAGGACAACAUUACCUUGGUUGUGAAGGAGUGUUCUGAUAUUGGGUCCAGUGUCAAAUUUAUUCUUAACAAACAAGAAAGGGAUGCUGAUGAAAAAUUGAAUACCAUGUUAGAAGUCAUGAUGAAAGAUAUCGCACAAUUGAAGGGAAUGCUUUGGUUUACUGAUAGAGAUUUGAAUAAGUUCUCCGAGAAAUACAUUACCAAUUGGAAUAGUGUAUUUAUUAGAGUCAAUGGUUCACCUAUUCUAGGCAAAAUAUUCACAAAUACUUACUCAAAGAAAGAAUUUUAUGUUAAUACCACUGGUUGUAAAAUCAAAAAGGAUUCAAUCAAUUCUCCAUUAUUUAAAUCUUAUCGUGAAUCAGAUCUGGAACCUAUUAUCAUUUACUUUAAACAAAAAGUGGAUUUCUCAAGAAUUGAAAUUUCUGUUAGUGUUCAUCAAUCAAACAAUCAAGACUUGGUCAAGGUUUAUGUUUUUGGAGUAAUGAAACCUCAGGGAGUGAUUAGAAAAUUUGACAUUGAAUUAAUUAAUGAAAAUCUAAGCUCUCAUUACCAAGAGCCAAAGGAAGAUUGGUUUAUUAUGCCUAAAUUGGAGAAGAUUUCAGAACAAGAGUGUAAGCUAAAUGGAUUAGUUUCAAUUCAUUUCGAUUCGAAUAACGCAUAUGAUGGAAUUGGAAUUGCAGUAAGAAACCAACGAAACGAUAUGUUCAACUACACCAUUCCUCUUUUAAGAAUAUAUUAA